CGACGCAUCGCACCGACUCCGCUCGCCGCAUCGCGAUCGUUCUUCGAAAAGUGGCAAAGUAGCGGAGCAUGCCUCCGUCCAUGCUUCUCCGCAGCGGAAAGAAAGUGCCGCAAGCGGUGCUGGGAAGGCGGUCAUGCCGGCGCUGCCGACGUCGCAUCCGCCGAUCCAGAUCCUGGUGUAUGCCAACCCGCUGCUGCCAUCGUUCUACGAGUUGCGCCCCACACGCCUCCCGCCACCGUCGCGCGAGUACUUUACUCUCUCAGACGCAGGGCUCACGCACUUUCGCGGCGAGUCGUAUUCUGAGUUUACUCCGCGCGCCGAGUACGAGCGAGAUCUGGCCAACUACAACGCCAUGCGCCGGUUGCACUACUUUGCCGCCUUUAAGCUUCGCAAGUACUUUGACGGCUGGCGGACCGCUAUCCGCGCGCGCAUCUUUGCCCUCCGGAAGGAGCAUCUCUUUCGAAGGCUCUUUGUCUCGGUUCCACCGCUCCACGACGCUCGGCUUGCUCUCCGCACCGCCCUUGUCGACUUUCUCGACACCCACUUUGACGCACCCAACCCGCUUCUUCUCUUUCCUCCGACCCUGGCCUCGGUUCCGGAUCAUCUCGCCGGCCUUGCUGAGAGCUUUGCCGUGAUGCGAAGCCGGUUUGCAGAGUCCUAUCUUGGCUGGCGCGCCAUCGUUCACUCGGCCGCCCAGCUCGUCCUCGACUCGACCCCGUACGACCUCGACGAACAUGGCGAGCUUGUUCCUGGCACUUCCAUCGAGUCGGUCCACAUCAACCGCCGCAUCCUUCUCUUUGAGCCCUUUAUCCGCCUCGCGGACUACCUCAUCUUUGGCACGCUCUUCACCGCCGCCGUAGGCUCGACGCACCACGCACUCGCUACGUUGGUGGGCCAGAACUCGGCGUCGCGCUCCCCGCACGCGCUGCUUGCUCACUUUGACGGCCAUCCACCUCUGGCGCCGCCGUCUCCACGCGCGCACGCAGCGCUUCCACCCCUCCUUGAGGCCGAUGUCCAUCCGACUGCCCCACCAACCCCGUACUUUGUCCUCCACGCCACCAGCGACGCCGCCGGCAAUGUCACCACCACGCCUCUCCUCCGCCCACUCCUUGACUACCUCGCCGCCCUGCCAUCGCUUCUCCCGGCAUCGGUCUUUGCCUGCGGAGAUCCUGUUGUCCCGCUCAUCUCCGACCCGGUCCUCACCGUUUUUGGUCGCUUCCGUGGCGCGUCCUCCUCGCCGCUCGCGACUGUCGUCGACGCCUUUGGUCCGCUCACCGCCGCCAAAGACCGCUAUGCCACCCACAUCGCCGCUUACGUCGACACUGUCCGUGCACACCUUGCGUCGCUCUCAGCCCUGGCCACGGCGGUCAGCACUUCACCAGGUCUCACCCUUCCACUCCACGCACCCGCUCUUGACACCCCGGUAGGCACCGCCACCGUCGCCUCGUCGCUUGUCCGUGCCAGCGCCCUCGCCGCUGCCGUCGACCGACUUGCAGUCCCACGCCCGAUCGGCCCGUUCCUUGUCACUGCCGUACAGCUCCGUGCGUCCCUCGCACCAGCGCUUGACAAGGCGCUUGCCUCCUUUCACGACCAGCUCCUCGACUUGCUCAAUGCCCACGCCUCGGCCUACCUCUCUGCCGUCGCCCAGACCAUCACCACGCUGGCUACCCAGCCAGCGUCGGUCACCGCCGCUGUCGCCUGGGUCACCGUCGCUGCCGCCGCCCUCGAGCACACCGUCGCCCUCCAUGUCACAGACCUCCUCGCGGCUGAUGAGCGCCUCGCCGAGAACAUGAACAAGCUCUUUGCCGCCAUUGCCAACGAGCCGCGCCUUUGGGUUCUCUCGACGCCGGCCGACGAGCUUGACUCGCUGCUUGGCGCCUUCAAUGCAUCGGCGAAGCCGCUCCUCGACGAGCUGGCCGCCUCGGACGCCACUUGGACCGCCCUCGCCAUGCCGCAGCCAGACCGCUCCGCGCUCCCGCCGCUCUCUGCCCGACUGGAAGGCCUUGCCUCGCUUUGGGAACUCGUCGCCGCCGCCCGGGCGGCCGCUGCCUCCUGGCUCGCCACCCCGAUCCUGUCGCUGAACGCCAAGGAUCUUUCGGCCACGCUCGAUCAGCUCAAGAGUGGCCACCGUCAGCUGAUCGCCCAUCCAGACGCUCUGCUCGCCACCAAGCUUCUCGGGUACCUCGCCUCGACCAUCGACUUUCUUGCCUCACACCUCCCGCUCCUCAUCCCCUUUCUCCACACCUCGUUCCGCUACGUCCACUGGGUUCGACUCCGCGCACUCCUCCACUCGCCAUCACCAGACGUUCUACCCAUCGAGCCAGCGAACAUCUCGCUUGGGGCCCUUCUCGAUGUCGGCCUCCGCAGCGUCAUGCCACAGCUGCACUCCCUCGCCCACGCCGCGCUCAAAGAGCACACCGUCGAGUCGCGGAUCUCGCUCAUUCGUACCGAGUGGCUCGCCCGCGCGCUCCCCCUCGUCCCCGCCCCGCCGUCGUCCGCCCUUGGUACCGACACCAUGGUCCUGGAGGGACCAGCCGUCUCUUCCCUCAUCGACAGUCUCGAGGAUGACCGCCUCGCCCUCUCCGCUCUUUCUUCCUCCAAGUAUGCCGAGUACGGAGCGCUCGCCAAGAUGUCCACCUCGCUCACUGCAGCUCUCAACCACCUCGCGGCCUUUCUUCGCCUCGCUGUUGCGGUUCAGGCCACUCUCAUGGACCUCGCUGCCAUCUUUAAGGCCUACGAUGUACAGCGCCGGCUGCCGCAGCACCUGCGCACCGUCCAAAAGGCACAUUCCUCGUUCCGUGCCAUGAACCAUGGAUUAGCGGCCAAGUCCACCCUUCUCGUCCCCUCAUCGCUCCCGCUCGCCUCACUCCAGGUCACCGCUAGUCACCUCGACGACGCCAAGGCCGCCAUCGACGACUACCUCGCCAACAAGCGCCGCGCCUUUCCGCGCUUUUGCUUCCUCUCGCGCCGGGUUCUUCUUGACCUCCUCAUCGACUACGUCGACACGCCCGAGUCCAUUGCGCCCUACCUCCCGCUCAUGUUUGCUGGCAUUGCCUCGCUGACGUCGGAGCCGUCGGCAGCGUCCGACGCCCCGAUUGCUAUUGUCGGCGUCACUUCGGCGACGCUGCGAGACGGAGGCCCACCCGAGUCGUUUGCGCUUUCGUCGCGCGUACUUGCCCGUGGUGGCCUCGAGCGGUGGCUCGCCACCGUCACCGCUGGCGUCAAGAGUACCCUCACCGACGCCCUCGACACCGUCCUUGCUGCUCUCACUGCCUCGUCACCCGUCUUGCCCGAGCUCCCAACACCAUCAGCCGAGCUUGUCCAAGUCUUUCCGCAUGCUGCAGGCAAGCUCGCCCUCCCCGCAGUCGCCGGCGCUACACUCAUCGGCGCCGUACCCGACUCGAUGCUCACCCUCGGCUACGCGGUCCACUUUGUGCGCUCUGUUGAGUUGCUCCUCACCUCCAAGCACGUCAUUGCCCUCCUCGGCCAGCUUCAUUCGCAGCUGACAUCGGUCCUGCGCGCGUUGGCCAUCUCGGCGGCAUCGGCUUCGCUGCCACCACGCAUCCUCCUCCUCGUCUCCAACCUCGUCACGCUCACGCUCUACCACCGAGACACAGUGGCUGAUCUGGUCGCAUCGGGCGUCACCUCGGUUCGGGCCCACGAGUGGGUCUCGCUUCCCCGGCACUACUACGAGGCUCGCAAGCUCACCCUCGCCGUUUCAGUCCACUCGUUCGAGUACCAGUUUGAGUAUCUUGGCCUCGCACCGCGCCUCGUUUGCACCCCACGCACCGUCGCCGCCCUCCAGAACCUUGCCCUCGCCAUCGGUGCCUUUUCUGGUGGCGCUCUCGCAGGCCCGGCCGCCACCGGUAAGACCGAAACGGUCAAGGAGCUCGGUAAGAUGCUCGGCGUCUUUACCCUGGUUUUCAACUGCUCACCGAGCACAUCAUACGCCGCCGUCCACAGCCUCCUCUCUGGCACUGUUCUCUCCGGGCAACUGCUCUGCCUCGACGAAGUUGACGCCCUCGCCCUACCCAUCCUCUCGGUCCUCUCGCAGCACGUUGCCACCAUCUUUCGCGCCCUCGCCGGAGGCUCGGACUCGAUCACUCUCUCCGGCGUCUCGAUGGGCCUCUCGCCGACCGCCGCCAUCGCCGUCACCAUGGACCCGCCGUUUGCGAACGAGCGCCCACUGCCCGAUGCUCUUCUUUCACAACUCCGGCCGAUCACGCUCACCCUGCCUGACACUGUCGCCAUCGCCCACUUUCUGCUUGUUCGAGCCGGACUCGACGACAAGCCGGCGUGCGACCUUGCUCGCAGGCUCACUGGCCUUCUUGACUCGGCCGGCGCCGUACUCACUGCCGCACCUACGCACGCGUUCUCGCUGAGGACCCUUGUGGCCAUAGCCCGACUCGCUGCGUGCUUUGGCAAACUCGGCGCGUACGCCGCACUUGACGUCGAGGAUCGCAUCACCCAAGCGACGCUCGCCACGCUUGGCCCGCUCGUCCCGGCGCCGCUCCGCGACUCGACUCUUGCCCUCCUAGUCUCGGAUGCGUUUCCACGCGUCCGUGCUCAUCUUGACACCGGCAGCUCGCUCAGCACCGUCCGCGUCGAGAACACCCACCACUACAUUGAGGUCAAAGCCGCACUCUCGGCCGCGCUUCGCGGUCUUGUCGCGCUUCCGCUCCCGUCGACUACCCGUGCCGCGCUCGACCUCUACACGCUCGCCUCUGCCAACCGCGGCGUAGUGGUUGUCGGGCGACCGGCCUCGGGUAAGUCGACGGCCAUUGCUGCGCUCUGCACCGCCCUCACCAACCUUGCACUCCGAUCCAACCCGACUCGCGCCCCGCCGCCACUCACCGACCUUGCUAUCGCGGUUGUCAAGCUCUUCCCACACGCGCUUGGCCCACACGCUCUCCUCGGGUCGUCCGGCACCCUGGCGUCUGCCCUCAAGACACUGCAGCAGAGCGAGAAGCCUAUUCGCCCUGUGAUAGUUCUGGACGGUGCGGUCGAUGUCUCGUGGGCCGAGGCCAUGAACUCGAUCAUGGACGAGAACGCCAACGCUUGCCUCCCUUCCGGCGAGCGCGUUAAGCUUGCGCCGGAGACGCGGCUUAUCUUUGAAGCCCACGACCUUGUGCAUGCCUCACCCGCCAUUGUCUCGCGUCUAGCCAUUGUCACCAUCGAUCUUCCGCUCACCGCUGACGCCGUAGCCGCCAUGAUCCCAUCCGGAUGUGACAAGCACGCCCGCGAGCUCGCGCUUAGCCACUUUGAGGCCGGCUACGUUGCCGCUACCCAACUUGGCUUGUGCCUCCCCUGGCCGACCGCGCUCGACAACUUGCUCCGGCUCUUUAGCGCCACGCUCGAGUCGAUCCAGCCUCGGGUCCGCCGCAAGUCGCACCCGGAUCAACUAGUCGCAUCUGUCUUUGCUUACGCCUACCUCUGGUCGCUCGGCGGUGGCCUGCCUGCUCCAGCCUGCGACGACUUUGAGCUCAUUGCCCACGCCCGCCUCCAGGACGUUCUCCUCCUCUCGCCACAGACUAACUUGUUUGACUACUUUGUCGAGGCCAGCUCCGGCGAGCUCGCGCCGCUUGAGGGCCUCUCCCUCGCUGCCAUCCCUCCGCCCGAGGCGUCGUCCAUCUUUACCGUCCCGUUUGUACCCACACUCGAGUCGAUUAAGGUCGCCACGGUCACCAAUCUCGCGCUUGCCGCCGCCAUUCCCACGCUCAUUGUCUCCGAGUCGGGCAACGGAAAGUCCGCGCUCGCUCGCUGGCUCCUGUCGUCGUCAUCGUACUCCAGUCACUCAAUUGGCCUUUUGCGCAACAUGACGCGCGCUGAACUCAUCGAUGCGCUCGCCCCGAUGCUUGCUGCCACCGCUCCGCCGCAACUGCUGUUUGUCGACGACCUCGGUGCAGCUGUGCCAGGCACCACCGGCGUGUGUGCCAGCCACGAGCUGCUGCGCCAGCUCUUGAUUCUUGGCGGGCUCCACAGGCCCGCUGUCCGCGACGAGGCUUCUGCAGAUUCUGACACCCUCCUUGGCAACUGGUCGCUCGUCGGCAAGUGGGCCCAGCCGAGGUUCAUUGGCGCUGCCCAGCUGCCGACUCGUGCCUCCUCGCGGCUCGCUUCGCUCCUCUUGCCCAUUGCGCUUGCCGAGCCCGAGAUGCUCUCGCUCUCAUCGCUCCUAUCGCAGGUCUUUGAUGCUGCGUUUGGCAUGACCCUCGAUCUCAACGCGCUCAAAAGCUGCAUCCCUGCGCUAGUCGCCGCUUCGCUCGACGUGUACAACUAUACCCGCAAUGAGCUCCACUAUGCCGCCCACGUCCACCCACACUACAAUUUCAAUCUCCGAAGCCUGGUGGCGCUUGCUAACGGUAUUCUCCGCAUAGUGGCCCUCGCUGCACCCACACCCGAUCUUUUGGCCAAGACCUGGAUUCUCGCAGCGCAGCGGAGCUUUGGGGACCAGCUCGACCCUACGUCUAACCACCCCGAGCUCUUCCGUCGUCACCUACUGGUAGCUGCGCGGGCCAACUUUGAUGCACCCAAGCUCUCACUCCCGCUCGACGCACACAUGCUGCGCACACUCUCGCUCGGCAGUACCCGUAUACACUCUCUCGAGCAGCGUACCUACUACGCACUCCUCGACGUUGAGCCCGCCGUCCUACGCUGGGACGUGACCGGGCCCGACGCUUCCGCCCCCAUCAUCUCCAAGUUGGCCCCUGCCUGGACUGCCGCCGCCGACUCACUGCCGAUGCCACGCUUGCAUCACACCUUUGAUGCACACACGCCACCUGCACUCGCAAACUCAGGCCGUCUCCUCCGCCCGGCCAACGUCUUGGUGGGCUCCCUAGAUCUUGCACACGCUGUGGUAGCACACGUUCUCGCGCGGUGCUCUGGCCAUCGCCUCCCGCAUGUUGCGUUUACCGAGUUUGUGACCAACGUUCUCGCGCUCCACUACCACAUCGCGGCACCGUACAACGCACAUGUUGUUCUUACUGGCGCGUCAGGCAGCGGCAAGACGAGCGCCGCGCGUGCCGCCGCCGCUCUCUCGGGCGCGACGUUCUACCACGCCCUGCCUCGGAGCGCCGUCGGCGGCGAAGCUGCACAUCUUCGCGACACUCUUGCCAUGCUCAAGGACGCGUGCACCGAAGCGGCUGUUGAGAUGCGACGUGUAGUCAUGUUUGUCGACGCGUCGCUGCUGGCCGUUCCGGACGUGGUUCAUGCCAUGACCUCGCUUGUUUGCGGCGGCAACGUGGCUGGCCUCUUCUCAGCGGAAGAGGUGAGCGGCCUUGUGACGACGGCUGCGACGGCACUCGCUAUUCCCGAAGACGUGCCGCGCGACGAGCUCACCGCCGCGCUCUUUGCUACCAUCCGGUCGCGAGUCACGGUGAUUGUCGCCGUCGCCGACGACGAGCCUGGCCAGGUUGCUGGCUUUGGGGCAGCCUAUCCUGGACUGGUCGGCUCGUCGACCGUUGUCGCCCUCGCGCGGGGGGUGGCACCUGUCUCGGUCACUCAACUUGUGGAGCAUCUUAUUGUACCACACCUCGAGUGGCUCGACAGUUCGCUCCCCAGCCCGGUCCGCGACGUUUGUCUCCCGAGCGCAUCGUUCGAUGCCCUCGUCGCCCACGUGGUGGGCAAGGUCCACGAGCUUGUCCAAGCCGGCGCUAAAUGUGGCAUUGCCCAUGCUACGGGUGCGCUCGCGCGCGCCGCGACUGGCGCGCUCCCGCUCAGCAUGGUGCAUCGGCUGGUAGCCUGCCUUGGCUCCCACAUUCGCGCCGCGGUCGGCUCACAUGCCGGCUUUCUCCAGACCAUGCAUACGGUUCUCGACGCGCUGCCGGUUAUCGACGCGCAGCGCGAAGAGCUCGAGGCCCGCGAGCAGGCACUUCUUGCCCAGCUCAGCACAGCCCGGAUCAAGCUUGCCAAAGCCCGGUCAGAGCUGCUGGUCCACGAGGCAUCGGCACAGCGUUCGGAGCGCCAUCUUGCGCGCGAAGCCGGCCAGCUCCAGCACUCGCUUGUCGAGGCGCAGGCGAGAGUGGCUCGUGAGGAGGCUGUUCUGUCGGCGCAGAUCCAGGCGGCCGAGACCGCUUCGGUGGCACUUCGUGACGAGCCGGCGUCGGCGCUCGCACUCUUGCACAACCUUGACGGCGGCACGCCCGAGACCGGGCCGAGCCCCAGUACCCGCGGCGGGCUUGGCGUUCUCCACAAGACGCAUCGGCUCAAGUCGGCCGUUGACGGCGUCGAUCCGACGGGCAUCCCGCUAUCCAAAGUGCGCCAGCUCGCCAAGCUGCUGCCAGAGAGCUUGCCAGACGGAGCGAGUCCGACACUCUGCCUUCUCCACAACUGGCUGGCUGCGGUUCUCCGUGCUGCCAAGCAGUACUCGGUCUCUUCGGUGGCGCUGUUCAAGCUGCAAAAAUCGAUGAAGGACACCCAAGCCGACCUUGACCUAGUUGUCGAGCGGCAGCUUGCACUCGCGGACGAGUUUUCCGCCGUCGAUGCUGCCCGCGACACUUACAUCCAGCUGAACGAGGCCUGCGAUUCGGUUGCCGACGCUGUCGAUGAGACGUCGGCCGCUGCCGCUCGCGGCACCAACCUUCUUGCCGCUCUCAAGAAGCGCGCCGGCGAGUGGCUUGGCCUGCGGGAUGCAGUUCGCUCCAGAGCGCCAGCGUCGCUCGACGACGGACUCUUGGCAGGGCUUUGGGCAGCGUGGCUUGGGCCACUCACUGUCCAGCAGCGGCGCGCGCUCAUCGCCGUCGUCGCCAGCGAUGGAAGUGAGGAAACGAGUGCGGGGGAUUUACCAACGGAUGAGGCCGAUGUUGAUGUUCGCAGCAAGCACAUCUUUGUUCGGCCACGCGUAGCCGGCAUGCCUGCCGCGCUCUACUCGCCGUUUACCUUUGCACUCACCCAGUGGAAGUAUUGCGGCCUUUUGCCCGACUCCAACUCGCAGGCCAACGCGAUGGUCGUCCUCCACGCACCAACGCCGAUUGUGGCGUGUCACGACCCACAAGGCAUUGCGGCGCGCUGGCUCCGGGCUAUGUACUCGGACUCGCAUGAGUCGCGGAGGGUUUGGGCGCGGGCGCUGGAGCUCAACGCAGCGCUAACCGAGCUCGUUGUUGACGAUUCCGAGCUUCCUGUGCGGCACGUGCUGUGCGAGAGCGAUGCUUUGUAUGCGCUUGUCACUGUCUCGCCGCGGGACACCCGCCGCGAGCGGCAGCGCAAGGUCGCCGUAGCACUCGAGCCGUACCUGCGCAUCCAUGGUGCUGGAGCGCUGCUGCCGUCUCAGAUCUCACGUGAGGAUGCACAGCUUGAGCUGGACCCCCGGGUCCGGCUGGUUGUUCUAGUGGAAGGCGAGCGACAGCUCGAUGAGACGAGCAUCACCUCAUGGCUGCUCAAUCCGGAGGAGCUCACCGGACCGGUCUUCACCGCCCCGCUGCACAAGGUGUACGUGACUCUCCUUGCAGCCGAGGUGGAUGUGACGCCUGCCCUGGAGCCAUGGCUCACACUUGUCAAUUUUAGCGCGAGCUCGGCGGCGACGCAGCGAAUUGUGCUUGGCGAGCUUGUGAGCGUUGUCCAGCCAGCGCUUGAGUCGUCGAUUGUCGACGUGCUCUCGCGGCUGGCGGUCGAGGAGACCAAGCUGGACAAGGCCUCGCUCGCUGAGCUGCGCGCUGUGUCGUCGGCCGACCUAGAGUCUGUCCUCAACAGCGAUCAGCUGCUGAACACUGUGUCAGAGGCGGCGGCGACGCUGGCGACGAGUUCGAGCGGGCUCGAUGACGCACGCAAGCUCUACACCUCGCUUGUCACCAACCACGAGCUCUUCAAUCCGGCGGCAAAACUUGGCGCACUGCUUUACUCGAUUGUACUCUCACUGCGGCAGCUGAACCCGAUGUACCAGUUCUCGCUCGACUUUUUUGUCGAUCUCUACAAGCGGGCAGUCAUGGCGGUGCUUGUUGACGGCGCCGACCCAGGACAGGGUGCGCUGCUCAGCCCGCGCUCGCCGACGUCGAUACUGUCAGCAACAGCACCCGCCAUUCACGUGCCGGGUCAGAGCGCACCAAGCCCGACAGGACUCCCGCAUCUCUCACUGACAUUAACGGUGGACAAUGCGCCGAUGGUGGCCACCCACAAACGCCAGCGGUCGGUCAUGUCCAACUCGUCAGUAGCCUCGCUCGACUGGUCAGACGUCUUGCCCUCGCCACAGUCUCCGGUCGUCCCGACCAUGACGAGCCAUCGAUCGCAGUUGUCGGUGGCAUCGGGAAUGUCGGACUCGUCGGCCGGCUCGCGGUCAUCCCGAAUCCGGCGUGCUACCUCUGCGAGCGUGACCAAGCGGCUGCGGAAGAUGCGCUCCAAGGCUGCAAGCCGGUCUCAGCUUGGCUCUGGCUCACGCGGUCUGCUUGAGCUCUCGCUGACUCGGACCAAUGCAUCGUCAUCAUCGUCGUCUUCAUCGUCGUCGCUAUUCUCGCUGCAGUCAUUGUCGUCACCAAGCUCGACGCUUUCUCCGUCGUCGCCAUUCUCGCCGUCGUCGCCAUCGUCGGUCUCGUCAUCAGCGGCCACAGUGCUGAGUCGGUCGGUGGCAUCCAGUGGAUCGCUGCCAGAGUGGCGGGCGUCGACACCGACGUCUGCGGGAACGCCGCCGCUUUCACCGAUGUCGCCUCUUGUUCCCACCUCUGUGCGAGAGCGCCAGGCCCGAGCUCGGGCACACCUUGCGCGGGCCAGGCCGUCAGACGAGAGACAGGCGUCGUCGCCAACUCUGGAGGUUCCGGGCAACGCGACGAGGUCACGAUCGCGGUCAAGGUCCCGAUCGCGGUCGCAGUCGCGGAUUGCCCAGCUCGCAGCGUCCAACUCGAUCUCGUCACUAGAGGCUCGGCCGUACUCGGCCGGCUCAGACUCGUCGUCAAGCACCGAGUCGAGCCAGCACUCACAGGGCCCGGCGAGCAUGUCACGGCACGCCAUCGACACGAUGGGGAAAGACAGGCUGGCUGUUCUCCCGAGCAUUGUGGCACGCGGAGGCUCACCCCCACCCGCUGGAAGUGGGCGGUCAAUUGCGGCGGGCCGAGAGCGGGCGUCAAAGCGCCGGGGUAUGCGUCGGACGUCGAGCCGGUUCAUGGCUGACGCGCUGAUGGAAAUGUGCGACCCGCCGUCGUUGACAGUCGUUGGCUCCGAGUCGUCAGCGUCGAUGUCGUCGCCGUCGAGCUCGAUGCAAGACUUCACUAACGACUUUCGACCGCCAGUCUUCCCGCACAUGUCGGCUGUCGACCUCGCACCCAGCCGCCACGAUGCCGCCAACGGCGACACGGUUGCUGCAGCGGCCUCGAUGUCGCGACUGGGCAUCCCAGCUCUGGCAACACGCGUACAGCGACAGGCGCUACUUGCCUCCCCCUCAUCGGCAAAUGUACUGCAGUCUGCCACAUCACUGGCGCUGUUGUUUAGUGACCCGAUAACGGCGGCAGCGUCGAUAUCUUCGGCAAGCCUGAGCCCAAUGACACCGCAUGUGGCGAGCCACGGCCCCGUGGCCACGACGUCGGCGAUGGAACUUGCGCCGAAGACUACGGCGCUACUAACCUCGCUUUCUACGGUUGGCUUUGGGCCAGAGGCGCCGGGCGCGACGCUGGGCGUAUCGUUUUCGAGCAGCCAAGGUUCCGGGAGCCAAGCGCUGCCUGUGCCGAGAAUGGACGUGCCGCGGACGCCUGGCGGCGGGUUUGCGAUCGGCAAGAUCCGGGCCCAGCGCCAGAAGCACAUGCAGGUGGUCACCUCGGCAUCAAACCUCAACGCUUCGGGCUUUGGCUUUGCGCUCGGCAGCAGCAGCGCAGCAGCGCGCGCAGCAUCAGCAGCGGCGGCGCGAGCGGCGGCGGGAGUUGCUGCCGCUCGGUUUCGUGAGAACGUGGUGUACGAGGUCUAUUGCUCACUCUGCACCACGCUUUGCGAGAGCGAUCGGCUGCCGCUGGCCCUGCACCUUGCUCUGCAGCUACAGCUAGUUGAGGGCGAGGUGAGUCGCGAUCAGCUCGAGUUGCUUGUGGCGCCACUCCCGCCACGGGCACAGCUGCUCGCAGCGGCACCGGACAUGGACUACAAGCUGAGUGAGUGGCUCAAACCCGAGGCUUGGGCUGGGCUGGCGUUCCUGGAGGCGAUGCUUCCGUCGUCGUUCCGUGGCUUGCUCGAGUCAGUGGCUGAGCCCGGGUCGGGCUGGGCCGAGUUUGUGCUGGCACGCGAGCCGGCGGAGGCAAUGCUGCCGGGUGGAUGGGCGUCGCGGCUCGACGACAUUGACGCACUGCUCUUGUUCAAGGUCCUUCAUCCAGAGAGCGUGGUGCAGGCGUGCAUCAACUUUGUGGAGGACAAUCUCGGCCCCGAGUUUGUAGAGCCGACGGUCUUUGAUCUCCACGCGGCAUUCCGCACGCGAGUGGCCGACGUGGCGGCCGAGGUCGGCAUCCUGACAUCGGCCGUUACGAUCAUCGGCCUCGGAGGCGAGACGCUGGCGGCGGCCGAGGCGGCGAUUACCAGUAGGGCAGCAAGCGGUGGAUGGGUAGUCCUCGUCCACCUCGAAUUUGUGCCGCAGUGGUGGGCGGAGCUUGAGUCGCGCCUGCUUGCGCUAGCAGCGAUGUCGACGGUGGCAAGCACGUUCCGGCUGUGGCUGGCGGUCGGUGCCGAGUCUGCCCAUCUGCUGCCGUUUGGCAUCUCGCGGCUGUGUGUCAAGGCGCAAGUGGCACCCGCCCGCGGAGUGAGGGCCCGCAUGCACGAGGCGUUUCGCCUGCUGGGCAAAGAAGCGUUUGAGAACGCGGUGGUGCCCGAGGCAUGGAAGCGAUCGGUAUACGCGUUCACGAUGUUUGACGCCGUCUUGCGCGAGCGAACACAGAUGGCCGCCAAUACGUUGCAAGGCGUCUUUGCCGAGAGUGAUCUGGAGCUUGCGCAGCGGGUGCUGAAGGCGCUGCUAGGCUUUUACGGCUCGUCGAAUGCCAAGGCUGCGGCGCACGUGGCCAUGUUGGUGUACAGUGGACGUGUGUCAAGCGAAGCCGACGAGACCGUGUUGCGGGCCAUGACGCGGACGUUUUUGCAACAGUCGCGGCUGGAGCCUGGCGGACGGUUUGCCGACGGCUAUGACGUACCGCUGCUCUCGCGGUUCAGCUCGGUCUUUGGCGUCAUUAGUAACCUGCCUCACCACGACACGCCCGAGAUCCUUCGGCUCCCACCGUCUGCGGCUGCGUCCCGAGCCACAGAUCGUGGCGACGCGCUCACCACCAAGCUGCGGCUCAUGGUCAAGAGCGAGCGCGAGAGGGUCCGCGUGAGACACAACCUACUUGUUGACCACGAUGCGCGGCGCGCGCUCGUUCCGAUCGCGUCGCGACUAGCCGCGCUCCUCCCGCUGGUUCGAGUGCGUGAGCCGGACCCAAGCGAGCCGCUGACAGCCUUUUCGCUCUCCGAGUUCCGUCGUUACGCAAGCUUGGACGCGAUUCUGGCUCGCGAUUUGCAGGCGAUGCAAAGAGCGCUCGACUCGGAGUGGCCUUUUUCGCCGGCAGCACAAGAUGUGGCGACGGCGCUUCUGGCUGGCGCGGUUCCUCGUGCCUGGUCUGCAGCCUCUCCACCGGCACUGGCCACGAUCGACGAGUGGUGCACCGCAGUGGCGCGCGGCCCGCUGCUUCUGUCCCCGGCAGAGCGGAUUCCGCGGGUUGUGUACCUGGACUCGGUGUUCGCGGCGCGGGCGCUGUUUGCACGAAUGCUUGUGGUGCGUGGACCAAGCGGGGCUGGCGCGAGCACGCGGUGCUCGGCCGAUCUGGAGCUCGAGGUUUCGGCGCUGGACAUGCCACCGCAUCUUGUCGAGUCUGCGCCGGAGAGCGGUCUGUAUGUGGGUGGUCUGUUUAUGCGCGGGGCGACACUUGACGACGAAGCCGGGUGCCUUGUCGACUCGGAGGAGCCCUUCACGGCGCUCCCGAUCCUGUGGAUCCGACCGAAGCGCAAGUCACGGCGGCGCGGGAGCGAGAACGACGAUGACACCCGCGCGCGACUCGACCCCGAUCUGCCACUUGCCGUUUGGCGCCGGAGGGCGGGCUGA
Molecule: messenger RNA, 14023 nt
Organism: Thecamonas trahens ATCC 50062
Lineage: Eukaryota; Apusomonadida; Apusomonadidae
Exons: 5
Coding region: 134-14023 (4629 amino acids)
Biological process (GO): microtubule-based movement
Cellular component (GO): dynein complex
Molecular function (GO): dynein light intermediate chain binding; ATP hydrolysis activity; ATP binding
Source: RefSeq, a predicted model, not a curated record